CUCCCCAUUCGUCCCCUCCACGAAUCUCAGACUCAGAGCCGCCUUUUACUACCAGCAUCGAUCUCAAGUCCUGAAUCCGUCCCGUCGAUUUGCACAAUAUCUCGCCCUUGACUCAUCUGCACUAACUGUCGAAUUAUAUGGUCAACCUCUGCGGGCACGCGACGUUGGCUUCGGCGCACUUCCUCUUCACGACUGUUCUUGCCGAGCAUGGCAUGGUGGAGUUCAUGACCAGGUCCGGGAUACUAACUGCCAAGAAAGUUACUACGCCAGGGAGUGUCUCAGAAGAGGAGCAGGGGAAGCUGUUUAUUGAGCUGGAUUUCCCCAUGGACAGUUUUGUGGGCUGCAACACCGCCGACGAUAUGCCUCUGAUCCCAGAGACCCUAAACGGCGCAUCAGUUGUCAGUAUUCACAAAUCGAAGGCCGACGGUGACCUCAUUGUAGAACUUUCGUCAGCAAAAGAGGUUGCCGAUAUCGUUCCUAGCAUUGACGAAAUAAAACGUUUGGACAGCAGGGGUCUUAUUGUUACAGGACCGGCACCUGCUGGAUCUGGAUAUGACUUCUUCACACGUUUCUUCUACCCAAAAUUUGGGAUAGAUGAGCUGUCCAAUGAGCAGUGGUUGGAGCGUGAAGAAAUUGACAUACUUUGUUUACUGAGAAAGCCAAAUCUAGUCUAGUGAGAGUGAGAUAUUGCAAACCUCCAACAAUACUUCUGUAUUUGGUACUAUCUUCAGGACCAAGAGAAUCUCCAACAACAAGGGAUAGAGGAUCUGUAGUAGACAGAGGUGUAGGAGCAGAUUUACACAUUGUCAUACCAAGUUUGCUGAGCAAAUCAGAUGCAUAUUUUUCCCGGGUUAACAGCAACCCCUUUGGCGACCUCUUCACUUCAAUGCCUAAGAAAUAAUGUAGUUCACCAAGAUCCUUGAUAGCAAAAUUUUCAUUUAAUUGUCGAAGCAAAGCUAAAAUAGCACCAUCAGAAGAGCUAGUAACUAUUAUAUCAUCAACAUAGAUCAGAAUAUAUAUAGUAAUUCCUGCCUUCUGGAAAAAAAACAAUCUAGUGUCUGCCUUGAAAGGAACAAAACCAAGAUCAUGCAAUUUUGAACUAAGUCUAGAGUACCAUGCUCGAGGAGCUUGUUUCAAGCCAUACAAGGCUUUGUCAAGUUUGCAAACAUGAUGACGAGCAUUGGGAUUUUCAAAACCUGGUGGUUGCCUCAUGUAGACUUCCUCCUCCAGAACACCAUGCAAAAACGCGUUCUUGACAUCUAGCUGUCGCAAAUUCCAACCUCUGGGGACUGAAAUAGCUAACACUGUUCUGAUAAUAGCUACUUUAACAACUGGACUAAAAGUAUCUUCAUAAUCAAUACCAUAUCGUUGUUUGAAACCUUUUGCAACAAGACGAGCUUUCUACCUAUCAAUGGUGCCAUCUGCCCGUCGCUUGAUUCGAUAAACCCAUUUGCAGUCUAUCAAAUUUCGACCAGAACUUGAAGGAACUAAAUGCCAUGUGUUGUUUUUGAGCAAGGCAUCAUGUUCUUCCUCCUUUGUUGUGCGCCAGUGAGGAUCUUCAAGUGCCUCAGACAGAGAGCGUGGUUCAUCUGUAGAUACAAGCAAACCAUACCUUACAAUGUCAUCAGUAUAAACUUUGGGAUUUUUGAUACCCUUUUGAAGUCGAGUUUGUACGCGAGCCACAGGAGAUACUGCAGCAGGAGAAUGCACAAAGAUCUGGGAGAAUCUGCACCAGAAUCUUCAUCAGAAUCAUCAUUGUUUUCAGCACCAGAUUCUUCACCGGGAUCAGAAGCAGCCAAUGAUUGGCCUGAUCCGGCCGGGGACGCAGCAGCUGGCGGAGACAGCGACCGAUGCAUGCUGCUGCUGUCGGGUGUGUGUUCGCUGGGCACGCUGCUGCUGGCAGGCGUGCUGUCGCUGUUGGAACUGGCAGGUGCAGUGGACGGGGACCGGGGACGCCGCGUAUAAACAAUUGGCUGACGCGCGCGGGAGCUCACGGGAGUGGAUGGCUGCACCUCGGGAGCAGCAUGCCUAUCCACCUCGGGAUCAUCACGCACAUUAUACGAGGUGCAAGGAGGAUCAUGGUGGGAUCGCGCUCUAGAUUCGUCUUCUUCUUCAGAAUUUGAUUGUGACUCAUUUUGAGUGAUUUCUUCACUGUUUUGUCUCAGAUUUUCUCCUGUAUCUCCACCAGCCUGCAACACAUCAGUAAUAGGCACAAAAGUAGACAUAUGAUCAUUAGCUUGUGACACAUCCUCAUGCAAGGUAAAUGACAUGGAUGGAAGGAGAAGAAUUUCCUUCCGAAGAAGAGGUCUGGCAUUUGGAUGAAGUGCAGCGAAAGGAAACACAUUUCCACCAAAGACAACAUCUCGACAGAUAUAAACCCGUCAUGUAGAUAUGUCUAGACAUUUUAUUCCUUUACGAAGAGGGCUAUAACCAAUGAAGACACAACACUUGGAACGAAAAGCAAGUUUAUGUGUGUUAUAGGGUCGAAGAUUUGGCCAACAAGCACAACCAAAAGUUCGAAGAGCAUCAUAAUUUGGUGUAACACGAAGAAGCCUUUCA
Molecule: messenger RNA, 2559 nt
Organism: Lolium rigidum
Lineage: Eukaryota; Viridiplantae; Streptophyta; Magnoliopsida; Poales; Poaceae
Exons: 4
Coding region: 138-674 (178 amino acids)
Biological process (GO): biosynthetic process
Cellular component (GO): cytoplasm
Molecular function (GO): isomerase activity
Source: RefSeq, a predicted model, not a curated record